CACACCUCUUUCCCACACUCUCUCUACCAUCUUCCCCUCUACUCUCUCUCUCUCUACUCCAAGAUCUGUCACGCACACGCAGAAUUCAGCUCGCUUCUCCCGUGAAGAUGCCGUCUUUACGGCGCUUCUCGCGGCGCCUGAUCACCACACUCCUGCCGAUCCUGCUCCUGCUCACCUCCUCUUGCGCCGCCGCUCCGGCCACCGCGAGGCGCCAGCUGCACCAGCCCUUCGUCCCGGACCAGUCCACCGCGCCGCCGUCCCAGACCCCGCCGGGCCCCGCCCCGCCCUUCUUCCCCACGUUCCAGGGCGCGCCUCCUCCGCCGCCGGGCCCGCCCACCUCGCCGGAGCAGCCGACGUACCCGGCCCUCGUGCUCCCCAACAACCCCUCCUCCCCCGCCGGGAGCGUCUCGGCGUCGCCCGCAGAGGGCAACGGCGGGGCCGGCGCGCCCAAGUCGUCGUCCUCCAAGAGCUCCUCCAAGCUCGUCCCGGCCAUCCUGCUCCCGCUGCUCACCGUCGCCGUGCUCGCCCUCUCCAUCGGCUUCUUCUUCAAGCACCGCCGCACCAAUGCCGGCCGCGGGGUCGGCGGCGGCUGCGUCGGCGGGGAGAGCAAGUUCCUGCACCCGGAGCGCGCCAGCCUCUUCGCGCGCGACGAGUUCGGCGGGAGCGGCGGCGUCGGCAGGGCCGCGCGCGCGCCGCCCGCCUCAGCCGGCGCGGCGGGUCCGGCCGCCUCCUCAGCAGAAUUCCUCUACGUGGGGACGCUGGCGGGCAGGGACGACGGGAAGAGCAGCGACACGACUUCCUCCGGGGACGAGGCGUCGCGGAGCUCGGGCGGCUCCCCGGAGCUCCGCCCCCUCCCCCCGCUCGUGGGCCGGCAAUGCGGGCCGGCCGGGGCCAGGAGCGCCGGCGGGUCCUCCCCGUCGUCCGGGGAGGAGGAGUUCUACUCGCCGCGCGGGUCGUCCAAGACGUCCGGCUCGCAGCGGACGCUCGCCGCGGCGGUGCACGCCGCCGUCGCCGCGCGCGACCGCUCCAGGACCGCGUCGCCCGGAUCGGCCGUCAGCACGCCGUCGUACCCGUCCUCGCCCGGCGCGACCAUGUCGCCCGCGCCCUCCUCGCCGCCUCUCUUCUCCAGCCCCGGCCAGUCCGGCCGCCGCUCCGCCAGCAAGGCGAGAUCCGACGUCUUCGGCAUCCCGCCGACGCCGCCGCCCCCGCCUCCUCCGUUCGCGCCGACGCUGCCGCCACCGCCGCCUCCUCGCCGGAAGGCACCGUCGCCGUCGCCACCGUCCUCUCCGCUCGAGAACCUGUCGUCGGCCAUCAGAUCCGCCACCGACACCCUCUCCAGAAACCCAUUUAUCCAGCCACCAACCCCACCACCGACAAGCGCGCACCCACAGCCUCCUCCGCCCCCGCCGCCUCCUCCGCCGCCGGUGGGCUACUGGGAGAGCCGCGUCCGGAAGCCCUGUACGUCCAAAGAAACCCGGUCGCCCGCGCUGUCUCCGCCGCCCCAGCCAGCCAACUUCAGGAGCGUUCCAACCACCGACGCGUUCCCCGUCAGGCUGCCGGACAAUGCCGACCACGGCGACAAGUCCGAGGAGACCACACCGCGGCCCAAGCUCAAGCCCCUGCACUGGGACAAGGUCCGGGCCAGCUCCGACCGCGCCAUGGUGUGGGAUCAGCUCAAAUCCAGCUCAUUCCAGGUCAAUGAGGAGAUGAUCGAGACAUUGUUCAUUUGCAAUCCUGCCAAUGCGGCACCCAAGGAGGCGCCUACAAGGAGGCCAGCGCUGUCGACGCCCAAGGCUGACAACAAGGUGCUGCUGGAUCCAAAGAAGGCGCAGAAUAUUGCAAUCUUGCUGCGCGCUCUGAAUGUUACCAAGGAGGAGGUCUGCGACGCCCUCUGCGAAGGUAACACGCAGAACUUUGGAGCAGAUCUGCUGGAGACUUUGCUAAAGAUGGCUCCUACCAAGGAAGAGGAGAUUAAGUUGAGAGAAUUCAACGAGGAGGCAUCGCCUAUUAAAAUUGGCCCUUCAGAGAAGUUCCUUAAGGCUGUUCUUGAUGUGCCUUUUGCUUUCAAAAGAGUGGAUGCAAUGCUUUACAUUGCUAACUUUGAAUCAGAGGUUAAUUACCUGAAGAACAACUUUGAUACCCUUGAGGCUGCUUGCGAUGAGCUUCGGAAUAGCAGACUAUUUCUGAAGCUACUUGAGGCUAUUCUCAAAACUGGCAACAGGAUGAAUGUUGGCACAAACCGUGGUGAUGCGCAUGCAUUCAAGCUUGAUACUCUGCUCAAACUGGCUGAUGUCAAAGGCACCGAUGGCAAGACAACCCUUCUGCACUUUGUCGUGCAGGAGAUCAUCCGAACAGAGGGUUCGCGUCUCUCUGCCAGCAACCAAUCAACGCCAAGAACUCUUGCGAACCCUCUACGAGAUGAGCUUGAGUGCAAAAAGGCUGGCCUCCAAGUGGUGGCUGGCCUUGGGAACGAGCUCAGCAGCGUGAAGAAGGCAGCAGCGAUGGACUCCGACGUGCUAAGCAGCUACGUCACGAAACUGGCGGGAGGAAUAGAGAAGAUCACUGAGGUGUUGCGGUUGAACGAAGAGCUGAACACGAGGGAUGACGCCUGGAGGUUCCAUGACACAAUGCAGAAGUUCUUGAAGAAGGCCGAUGACGAGAUCCUCAGGGUUCAGGCUCAGGAGAGUGUCGCGUUGUCGCUCGUGAAGGAAAUCACCGAGUACUUCCACGGCGACUCCGCGAAGGAGGAGGCUCAUCCUUUCAGGAUCUUCAUGGUAGUCAGGGAUUUCCUCGCCGUUCUCAACCAGGUCUGCAAGGAGGUCGGCAGGAUCAACGACCGCACGAUCGCCAGCUCCGUGCGCCAUUUCCCGGUGCCCGUCAACCCAAUGAUGGUCAAUCCGAUGAUGCCGCAGCUGUUCCCGAGGAUCCAUGCCUUGAGAGCUGGAAUCUCCGACGAUGAGAGUUCAAUUGCAUCGUCGCCCUGACCACCAGUAGUCCGCCAAUAGAUAAUUUUGUGGACUAUCAACGGGGAAACAGCCAUAAACGGGAACUAGGGAUGGAUUCAACAGCUUGGCAGCUGGGGACAGAGCACCCCUGGCACUGGAACUAGAGCCAGCUAGCAUGGGCACCUAUCCGAAGAGCGGUCCAGCCAUGGCGUCAAGCUCAGGUGAGUUCGGAGGUAGCUGAGCAUCCCCUUACACGGCGCCUGACGCUCGUCACCUGCAUGAACACCGACGGUGGCGGGCUGUUCAUCCUUUUCUCCUAACUUUUUGUACCUGUAGAUUAUAGAAUGUACAAGAUUUUUGCAAAUAUUUAUUUCGAUAUAUAAGAAGGGGCAAAGGCUUAGAGCAGAGGAGGGAAAAUAAGCAGUUGGUGUAUGUAUACGGUCUUAAUUCUGUACAUGGCAUGGAGCAGUAAGUAAAUCAGAUGUCAAUGUAUUCGUCGUCCUGUACAAUGCAGUAACAAUUUCAAAAAAGUUGAAUGUA
Molecule: messenger RNA, 3485 nt
Organism: Lolium rigidum
Lineage: Eukaryota; Viridiplantae; Streptophyta; Magnoliopsida; Poales; Poaceae
Product: formin-like protein 1
Exons: 4
Coding region: 108-2984 (958 amino acids)
Biological process (GO): actin cytoskeleton organization; actin nucleation
Molecular function (GO): actin filament binding
Source: RefSeq, a predicted model, not a curated record